Molecule: messenger RNA, 2832 nt
Organism: Erigeron canadensis
Lineage: Eukaryota; Viridiplantae; Streptophyta; Magnoliopsida; Asterales; Asteraceae
Exons: 5
Coding region: 1-2832 (943 amino acids)
Source: RefSeq, a predicted model, not a curated record
AUGGAUAAAUCAUGGAUUUCAUCUGAUAGAUUAUCAACGGCAUAUGACAAAGGCGUGAAAGCCUUUUUAGAGUUUGCGCAAAGUAAUGAUAAAAUUUUAGAAGUUAUUCCAUGUCCUUGUGUGAAUUGUAUCAAUUUGAUUCACCCCUCGAUUGAUAUGGUGCGUUAUCAUCUGUUUGCCCAUGGUUUCGAUGAGAAUUAUAAGAUUUGGUCUUUCCAUGGAGAAAUUUUUUCUAAUAUUAAAUCAUUCUCUACUUACCCUAAUGAAUCUAGGCUUCCUGAGUUUGAUUAUACAAAGGAUAUGGUACAUGAUGCCUUCACGUAUGAAGAGAAUGAUCCUGAUUCAUUGAAAUCACGUCUUGAAGAAUGUGAUAAGCCAUUAUACGUAGGGUCAAAGUAUAAUGCUCUUAAUGGUUUAUUAAAAUUCCAAAAUUUGAAGGGUCAAUUUGGCUGGUCAGAUACUAGUUUUGAAGCUUUGUUGGGUGUUCUAAAAGAUGUUUUGCCUUUAAACAAUACGAUUCCUAUCUCGAUAUAUGAGGCCAAGAAGUUGCUAAAAGGAAUUACUCUAGAUUAUGAGAAAAUUCAUGCAUGUGAAAAUGACUGUGUUCUAUUUUGGAAUGAACAUAAGGACAAAUCUACUUGUCCAACUUGUGGCACAUCUCGUUGGAAAAAGAAUACCAAAGAUGUGUCGAGAAAAGUUAUGUGGUAUUUUCCGCCUGUCCCUAGAUUUAGAAGAAUGUUUUCGUCACCCAAAGUGGCAGAAGACUUAAUUUGGGAUGCACAAGGUCAGGUUAAUGAUGGUAAGCUAGCUCAUCCUCGUGAUUCCCCCUCUUGGAAGCUUGUUGACAACAACUGGAAAGAAUUUGGAAAAGAAGAUCGGAAUCUCAGGUUAGCCUUGUCUGCCGAUGGUAUCAAUCCUCAUAAGUCAUUAAGUUCAAAAUAUAGUUGUUGGCCGGUUAUCCUAAUAACAUAUAACGUACCACCUUAUUUAUGUAUGUCAAGAAAGUUCAUGAUGUUGACUCUAUUGAUAUCAGGGCCGAAACAACCUGGUAACAAUAUUGAUGUCUACUUGGUACCAUUGAUAGCAGAUCUAAAACUCUUGUGGGAAACUGGCGUUAAGACAUUUGAUUCUUAUAAGAAAGAAUACUUCAAUCUAAAGGCAGUAUUACUCUGGACUAUAAAUGACUUUCCUGCAUAUGGUAACUUAUCAGGGUGUGUUACCAAAGGUUACAACGCUUGUCCAAUAUGUUCAGAGAAUACAUGUUCACAAUGGCUGCCAAUGUCCAAAAAAGUGUGCUUCCGUGGGCAUAGAAUACACCUCCCGCUUGAGCAUCCUCUUCGUAAAAGGAAAAAAGAUUUCAACAAUGAACAAGAGAGCAGUGUUGCUAAAAAACCAUUAUCAGGUGACAAAAGUUACGACUAUCUGGAGGGGUUUGAGAAUACAUGGGGGCAGAAGAAAAAGUCAAAGAAGGAAACAUCAAAGAAGAAAACGUCAAAGAAGAAAUCACCAAAGAAGAAAAUCUAUUGGAAGAAGUUGUUUAAAGGGAACAGAGUUUAUCUUCCACCUGCCAUAUACACGUUAAAUAGCUCAGAGAAACGUCUAUUUUAUGAUACUCUGUCUACCAUAAAAGUUCCGGAUGGUUAUUGCUCUAAUUUCAAGAAUCUUGUAUCUGGUGAUGUUUCAAAGAUGAAUGGUUUGAAGUCUAAUGAUUGUCACGUGCUGAUGCAACAACGUCUUCCUUUUGCAAUCAAGGGGGUGUUAAACGUGAAGGUGAGAAAGACAAUCAUAAGUUUGUGUCACUUUUUCAACGAGUUGUGUGCUAAAGUUGUUGAUGUCAGUAAGCUAAGCAAGUUGCAAAAUGACAUUGUAUUAACUUUGUGUUUGCUAGAGAAGUAUUUUCCUCCUUCAUUUUUCGAUAUCAUGAUUCACUUAAUGGUGCACUUAGUCAGAGAGGUGAGGUUAUGUGGCCCUGUUCAUUUUAGGUGGAUGUAUCCAUUUGAGAGAUACAUGAAGACACUCAAGGGGUAUGUACGAAAUCAUCAUGGACCCGAGGGUUGCAUUGCUGAAUGUUAUGUGGCAGAGGAAGCCUUAGAAUUCUGCUCAGACUACUUCGAGAACCUUAAAUCUAUUGGCAAUCCUCAUGAACGUGCUGAUGAAAGAAUUCGCACCGGAAAGCCUUUAUCACAGGCUACCAUCGGUGUUGUGGAUGCUAACUUACUUGAUAAAGCUCAUCUUUAUGUAUUACGAAAUAUUGCAGCUGUUACACCAUAUAGGCAGCAUAUGUUGGAAUUGAAGGAUCUUAACCCCCGUGGAAAUAGUACAUGUGGUUUUUCCAUUAAUGAGUAUCAGUUCCAUACAACAUCUCGAGAUGAGUCAAAAGUCACUCAAUGUAGUGGAAUUGCUAGUGCAAAAGACUCCAAUCCCGUGUAUGGCACUGUUAAUUACUUCAGUCAUAUAAAGAAGAUAUGGGAUCUUGAUUAUCACAUAUUUACAGUUCUUGUCUUCAUGUGUGAUUGGGCUGAUAGUCGUGGAGUAAAAAAAGAUGAUUUUGGGUUCACCAUUGUUAACUUUAAUAGGCUUGGUCACCAGUCUGAUCCCUUCAUAUUAGCUAGUCAAACCAAACAAGUUUUUUAUGUUCAAGAUCAACAAGAUAGGAAUCUGUCUGUCGUUGGCUUCACACCACAUAAGAUGUACAAGUAUGGCGAUUGUGGUGAAGCUGAUGAUAUGUUCGAAUAUGAUGCUACUACUGAUGCUACACUAGACCCCACUUUAGUAGACCUUGACGAUGAUUUUAAUUGUACACGCUCGGAUGACGAGGGCAUAUUUGUUUAA